GUUAUUGUUUGGUGUAUCCUACUCAGUGUAACUUGCCUCGCGUUAUUUUUGAUGGAGACAUUCGAUUUAAUUUUUAUUUUACUUAACCUAAAUUUCUCUAUAGAUAAAAUAGUGAUAUGAUAUGAAAUCACAGUGAUCUGAUAAAAACUGAAAAGAAAGUGACCGGUUAUAAUUGUGUCACUUACUUCCACUUCUUCAGGAAAGCCAUAAAGGAAAACACGAAAUAUCGAGUAUAUUUAUGAAACUGAUUACACGUCUCCAGGAAAUCCACAGAGAAAUAUUUAAAAAAAUAUACUUCCACUUCUUCAGAAAUAUUACACUUCAAAUAUCUGCUUCACACUUUAGAAAACCCAUAAUGAAAUAUCUGAAAUGGAGGCUUCCAAUUUUUCAGAAACACUGCUAGUGUCUACUUGAAACUUCUUCAGAGAAGCCACUAUACAACUUGAAACACCUCAUUCGAUAUUCCGUUCUGAACGUGAGACGAACGCUGAUCAGGCGAUAAGAUGCACAUAUCUCGAACGAAGUAAACUGUCAGCUCUGGAUAUCCGACAGGCCGUGUACGUAUAUAUUUCUCUCAGAGUUUUCUACAGUGCCGAAUAUAACCAUGGCAACUGGCGUAUGGGUCAGUUCGUUAUCGAGAGUGUCAUAAUAUUUUCGGUUUAAACGUACGCAAAAUAUAGGGCUCUUCAGGUUUUACGGUCAUACAUGACAGCAAGUGUGUUGUGGUGAAUUGAUGUGAACAGGAAUAUCACUACAAAGAAUAAAAUAGAUACUUCGAUUUAAAAUGUAUUGUGAUGCGAUUAUUAUUGAUUAAAAAUGCAUAUAAUCAAAACGAUUUGUGUCGAAACAACUAAUUUUAAGGAAGAAGGUGCAGAUCAUUGAGCGUCGGUUUGUGACGUUAUAAGUGCAAGUAAUGUCCAAUUCUCCGUUCUUUAAAACUUGUUUCUUAAACAAAUAUAGUAAUUUGUUUUUUGGAUAUCCAGAUGUCUAGCAAUUGAACUUCCAUCUUCGGUUGCAACAGGGCAUUUUAUAAUAUUUAUUCAGAAUCUCAACUGUAAUUAAUGUAUAUGUUACAAUAAGUUAUAUUCCCCGUUAAUUUGUGCGUCUUCGUAACAUUGCUCAAGAUGUUACAUGCAGUCAGAACGAUGGAGCAGCCAGAAAGUACACUUUAAUUGAGGAACUGGGAGAGUUAUAUAAGUGAAAGUGUUGCCAUGGUAAAAGCAGACGUGAUCGAAGUGAAACCAGAUAAACAUGAGGGCGCAAAUUUAGGCCGGCGUCGUUCCAGACGCCUCGGAUCGACGAGGGGUCUGCGGCCAGUAGCUGGACGGAACAACGGCUGGGUAAGGGUGUUCAGCGGGCUGCAGCAACAGCAGGAGACGAGGGGGACCCUGGUAUUCCUUACACAUAACACGACCGUGAGGGACAUCUGUCGAGACCUCGUGCUCACAGAGGACAUAUCCAUCUGGAUGCAGUACGGGGGAGGACCUAGCCAGCGUCUAUCGCCCGAGGAUUGCCCUCUCGCCUUGCAGGACAGCUUUCUGGAACGGCUGGGGUACACGACUACUGUGCGCAGGACGAGGCUGGGGAUUGACCCGGAACUCAGGCAUCUACUACGCUUCCACACGGGGCCCGCUACGCCCCAUCCGGACCUCAAGGGAUUCAGCAAAUGUGGGGCCGUGUUAGUACUUAAAGGCCUCGUAUUCCCGCAGUGGCGGAGGAGACCCAUUGCUCUGCUCCAUUCCAGGCUUUUCCUGUACCCAGGUGCAGUGAGCGGUGAACCUGAGGUUCUGGACCUGGCAGGGGGUGAAGUGGGCGUCAGACCGUCUAAAUCAGGGCGCCUAGUGUUGAGGGUUGCACCUCUCGACAACGAGAGGGUUCGGCAUAUCUUCUUGGGGUUCAAUGAAUCCUGGGAGCGAGAUCUUUGGAUGGACUGGCUAAGGCAGGCGACGCAGCUGGAAUCUGGUUCUCCGCGCUUGGACCUGAGUGGUGAGGGUGUGGAGCGCUUACCCGAGUCCCUGCCCACUUUCGUACACGUGCAGGAGCUGCAUCUGGGACGCAACCGGCUGGGUGACGGAAACCUCACGAUGCUCAGUCUGCUCCCCAGGUUAAGAUCCCUCCACCUGUCCGGCAACGCACUCCGGGUUUUCCCAACUGAUUUGCUGCAGCUGUCCUCACUGUCCCACCUCGACUUGUCCAACAAUUCCCUCACAGAACUGCCAGAGGGCAUCUGUAGCCUCAUCAGCCUGGAGGAACUUCGGGUCGAUCGCAAUGCACUCUGUCGGCUGCCGCGUGCACUGACGCGCUUGCAGAAGUUGCGCAGUUUGCUGGUUGGCCACAACUAUCUUACCGAAUUAUCGGGGUUCUUGCUCGCCAUGAAGGGCCUCACUUCUCUGGAUUUCCAGGGAAACCGAGUGGAGAGUGACAAGAUACCGGACAAGAGUGAGGCAAACAGCAAUCCUCUAAGCCGAGUGAACCUACGGGCUAACCUUCUGAAGGGGAACAUUGUUCUGGGCAAUUAUGGGAAUCUGACACAACUGGAUGUGAGUGAGAACAGCAUAGAGACACUUGACCUCAGUGCACUCAAUAAGCUGGAAUGUGUUCAGUGCUCCAGAAACCAGCUGAUUGAACUUUCACUCAAUGGCAAGGCACUCACUUCACUUAUUGCUGGAAAUAAUAGAUUACAGAAACUACACGUAAGUCCACCGCCCACACAUCUCAAGCAUCUUGAUGUCUCAUACAAUGAAUUGGAGUCGCUACCAGACUGGACUGCAGGCUGCUUCCAACUGCGAGCCUUGUUUGCAAGUCACAACAAGUUACAAGCAUUACCCAAGCAUCUAUUCUGCAGUGAACUAAGCUCCCUGCAGACCCUGCAGCUGAGUUACAAUCAGCUACAAACACUACCUGCAGUCAUCCGGCACAUUCCAUUGCAGGAAUUAUUCCUGCAGAGCAACAGUUUGGUUACUCUUCCUGCCAACUUUUUUAUCAUAUCCACAAGGAUGCGUGUGCUAAACCUGUCAAAUAAUCGUUUGUGCGAACUACCAAAUGGAUGUCAUCAGACUCACCAGCUGGAAAAACUAUACCUCACUGCCAACUGCCUUGCUGACAAUUCAUUGGAUGUUCUUGGCAAGUUUUCUAACCUCCACACACUGCAUGCAGCAUAUAACUCCAUAACAAGAUUACCUGAAAGUUGUGUUGCUGUUUGGACUGAAUUGGAGGAACUAGUACUUUCUGGUAACAAACUGCAGAAUUUGCCAGACAAUAUUAUACACCUUAAACACCUGCGUGUUCUGCGUGUGCAUUCUAACCGGCUGCAAACCAUCCCAUGCUUUGCUAAGAUGUCGUCUCUCAAGGUACUGGACCUAGCACAUAAUUGCCUGGACAGAGUGAAUCUGGCAACAUUAGUUCCUCAGCAGCUCCAGUUUCUGGAUCUGUCUUGUAAUUCCAAGUUGUAUGUGGACCCACGACAAUUUCAAGUGUACAGAACACAUCGUCCGAUGAGCUUGGUGGACGUCUCUGGACAGAACCGUACUUGCCUCCCUUCAACACCACACCAUGAAGCAGGAGCAGAUCUAGGGCCACCAUGGAAAGUGGGAUUCUCUGAGACUGCAGGACAUCGAGAACGCCUCUACAUCACUCAGAUUCGCCUGCCUGCCUUUUGCAACAUGGAAGGUCUCUUCGGUAUGUUUGACGGAGGGAAUAACAAUGACAUUCCUAACAUUCUUACCAAAGCUGUACCCCGAAUGCUGCUGGAAGAAAGAACAGUAAAAGAGACAGCCAGUGAAUACAUGAAAUAUACAAUGCUUUCAGCUCACAGGGAACUGAAAGAAACUGGUCAGAAGUAUGGUGUGUGUGGGACAUUAUGUCACAUCGUUCGAACAAGGCCCACUGGCUCACCAUCAAGUUUUCUUCCUGGGUGCCACCAUCAGUACACAAUGAGGGUAGCAAGUGUUGGAGAGGCCCGAGCAGUCCUGUGUCGCCGUUCAGGUCUAAUCAACUUGUCUCAAACCACACAGGCAAAUCCAAAUCACAGCCAGUUAGGGUGCAGUGCCAUGUUCCCACUAGUCAUUCCUGAUCCUCAUGUCACUGAAGUUGACCUGGAUGAGACUGAUGAGUUUCUGAUUAUUGCUAAUAAGAGGUUUUGGGAAGUUGUGAGCAUAGAGGAGGCUGCACAGGAGAUUCAGGGCUUCAGAAAUUCAAUCCUGGCUGCAAAGAGACUUCAGGAUCUGGCGCAGAGUUACGGCAGUGAGGAGAAUCUAAGCAUAAUGGUAGUGCACUUUGGUAACCUGGCCAGCACAGAUGUGGAACAGAUGAUGCGAGAGUUACGGCACACAAUCCAAAAGACUAAGCAACAGUGCCAGUGCAACUGCUGUUGUGGGGAUGGGCCCCACAGACAGAGGUACUAUGUACAGAACCCUCCAGAAGCAGACCGCUCAUCUCCAAGUGGACAGAGUGAUCAUGCCAGCAGUGACUGCAUGGGAAGGAACCGCCUGCUGGAACAGGAUAGAAUGGCAACACUGUACAAGAAUAAUUUAAUGACAUCGACACAGUCUGUACUCAUGCAUGAGAAUGGAACCAAAAAAAUGGGCCCAGCCAUAGAAAGACGUAGUUACAGAGACAGCAGGCGAAGCAACGGCGGUGUGUUUAAGGCAAUUCGCAGCAAAGUAGACUCAUACAGCAAUGGACAUCUUGCAGAUGCAGAGGAGGAAACAGGUUCAGAUCGAUCAGGGACAGAAGUGUCAGAGGAACAGUUUAAGUGUUGGGAGUACAUGCUUGAGCAGAACACACAGCUACUAUUUGACAAGGAACUUGACACCUUGUCCAGAGGAUUUGGUCGACGUGCAGUUCCUCGGGCAGGUGUUCCACUGGACCCUCUGUGGCAUGAGCCAUCAGUACCGCUCAAACAUCGGGUGAAAGCCCUCUCUCGGAGCAGCCCACACCUAUCAGACUCAGCAGCUAUGCCAGCAGUUCCAUUUCUAUCCCGCCAUUUUGGUAGUGCUCGUUCUUUUAAUCCAAUUGGGCAGACAUCAGUGAGAUUUGGCUCAGGGCGACAUAUUUUAAAUGGUGGACCAAAUGCAGCUUAUUUUGGUAGUUUACAGAGGCUUAUACCAUAUAACCUUGAGUAUAAUUUCUCUGUGAUACAGGAAAGGGGGGGAAACCAAGACUCUUUGGAACAAGAUGGUCGAAUGCAACAGUACUGGGGUGUCACAACAACAGAACUAUGACAUCGGAAUAAUGCUACUAAACAUAUGAACUGACUGUACUAUUUUAUUGUGUAGUGCCUUUUCUAUCUCAGCUAACAAAGAAAGAUCAACAGAGCAAAUUUUGAAAGCAUUUUGUAAAUAAAUUUACAUCAGAGAAAUUGUGCCACUUAAAUACUCUAUUUCCUGGUAAAAUUUCCCAGUUCACUAUUCCACUGCAACCUUCCAAUAAGGUAAAGGUAAAGUUGUCCCUGUGCUUAAUUAAUUACACCACAAAGAUGUAUGGAUCUAUGUAUUCUUGACCUCGGCACAAGUUGGAGGUGAGUGGUUAGAUUUACGCUCCAGUAUCUUUACCCCCAAGGAAA
This is a messenger RNA of Cryptotermes secundus, 5563 nucleotides long. It is a transcript of the gene Phlpp, whose product is annotated as protein phosphatase PHLPP-like protein. NCBI's taxonomy places the organism in Eukaryota, Metazoa, Arthropoda, Insecta, Blattodea, Kalotermitidae. Gene Ontology annotation, molecular function: protein binding. The transcript has 17 exons. Bases 1212 to 5222 code for a protein of 1336 amino acids. The record is from RefSeq and is a predicted model, not a curated record.